Messenger RNA from Orbicella faveolata, 3712 nucleotides. RefSeq lists its product as uncharacterized. The record is from RefSeq and is a predicted model, not a curated record. Gene Ontology annotation, molecular function: hydrolase activity; metal ion binding; nucleic acid binding. NCBI's taxonomy places the organism in Eukaryota, Metazoa, Cnidaria, Anthozoa, Scleractinia, Merulinidae.
UAUCAAAUAAAACAUAAACUUUGAUAUAAAAUUUGAAAUGGAAUUAAUCGUUGUGAAUAUUUUACCGGUUUCUGCUUGUCGUUGUACUCUUGACAUCCAAUGUCAUAGCUGAGACAGACCCACUUCAAAACCUAGCUUCGUAAGUAACGCCUCUACUCUGAACAAUUUAAAUCUUAAAAAUGAUUUUGUUGUCAGUGAAACAGGCAUACUCAGGUUGGUAGCUCGAUCGAUGCUCUUCCUUUGAGCUACAGGUGACUCGUGAGAUAUCUGCAGAGCCGUUAAACUAGGAUCAUGACGGUGAAAAUUAACAAUCCGGUACACCUCUAGGGUUAGAAUGUCGAUUUGAAGCUAUAAAAACGCCAAUAAACAUGUUACAGUUAGGAACUGGGAAAACGCGCUUUGAUGGAAUUACAAGACAUCUUCUGUUUGCGGGCUGCCUUUUUAUUGAUUUUUCAAAGAAGCAUUUACUUGUCUCGUUUCCGGUUAACGUUUCGCUCGCAUUGUGUUAUUAGCAAUACUAUGAUUCCAAAAAAAACAAAAAAACCAACAGCUUUGGCAAUCUGAUUCUUGAAAUACUUGUCCUCCCUCCCAUAGUUUGUAGGAACCUUUUCUUUAAUAUAAUUUUAUAUAUUGUAUCAAUAUGAAAUAGUAAUUGGAUUGAAUGGAACACAAUUCAAGGCGGUAGUCGGAAGAGUAUUUUCGAAAUCGGACGACUGCACAGUGCAAGGCCGAUUUCUAGUUACAAGCACGAAACUUUCGAGUAAGAUUUUAAUUUUACGAGGUUGUAAUUUUAUUUGAAUUCGAAGUAAUAAAUUCAGAAAGACGAGUAGCCUAUAUUUCCCAUCUGUUGACUUUAUGUUUAACUACCUGAUUACUGGCAAUAAUUUAGAAAUUAUGUGCGUUCAUCAAUUUUUUUGGACAAUAACUGAGCUGGAUGAAAUUGAUUUUCAAGAGAGCUGAGCCUGUAGCUAGGCUGAGCCAAAUAUAGUCAGAUGAUAUAUAUAUAACCAUAGAUAAAUUUUGGCUUUAUCACUUUGUCUUGUUAGUAAUGAAUCGAAACUGUGUUAAUAAGUCAGAAACGUACCUUUGUUCUUUCACUGAAGAUGUGGAUCAAUAUAAUUAAUGCAAUGUAUAUUUUUCCCGACAGUCGGUUAAAUUCAAAUCAGUACGGACGCAAAAAAGGAAACAGAAAUGAUUUUAAAACUGAGUCAGUGUUCAUAUAAUUUAAAACGUGUAAAGCUAAUAAUACUCAGAGAUACACUUUAAUGGAGUUUCCACUGUUUGUCUUGAAAUGAAACUUUAUAGCUUAAAAGGUUCCUUUGUCCGUUAAUUGAAGACGUUGUCUAAUGUAGAAAAACAACCCGCUUUUAUUUGAAGUUAAUUUUUUAUAAAGUAGCUUAUAAUCCUUUAAACCAAGAGCUACAAAAUUUAUUUCAUGGCUUUAGAUGUAGUGAAUUUCACACUAAUUUGAAAAAAUAAUUUAAUUUUUUAACAUUCUGGUUUGAUAACUGGGUCAUAACUGCUUAAGAUUCUUGUCUCACACAACUCUGAGGUCAAGAUGGAGGCAAUCGCUGUGAAAAUUCUGCUUUUCCUGCUAAUUGUUGGACUUAUAGCGUCCAAUGUUGUGGAUGGAAGCCGGCCAAUGCACAUAAACAACAUAAAUGGUAAGAAACGAAAAUGCUUACUUUUGCAAACUCAAGAAUUUUUGAAGUUAAAAUAUUGAAAUAAGCUUAUCUCUUUUUCGGUAGGGAACUGGUUAAAAGAGCAAGAAAUUAAAAUAAAAUACGUCUAACGGUUUUUUAGCAAGUAAAUUGCACAUUCAUUUGACUAACUUUCUGAACUCUCAAACCGAGAGGAUAACUUCUUUGAUACAUGUGCAAGACCUUUUCCAUAUAAGUCUAAAUCUACUAGGGCUUUAUCACGAAUGCCGUUCCCUUAUUGGCUACGCUACUCCCAAUUCAUUUUGCUGUAGAUAGUGAGUAGCCCAGCGGUGUGCUGUUGUUAACAAAAUGACGACAACUUCUUUGGGUUUUCAAAGUGUCUGCGAAGACGAUUUAGGCUCGUUAACUUUCAAAACAGCAUCUGGACCAGUGAAUAUUUUUAAAUAUUCAGGUUUGUUAAAUUUAGUUACGUUACUGUAGCUUUCUUUAAAUCAGAAAGCAAAAGAAUAAGAACGAAAAUAAUGGUGAUCGUAGUUAGCUUCGUAAAAAUCUGCGUCACUUCGAGCAAAAUCAUAGUCAGAAAAGGAUUAAGAGCAAGCCUGCGCUAAGCACUCAUUCAGAUAUCACUUUUCCUUGAAACCUAAUGACUGAAAAGAUUCUUAAGUGCCUUUUUAACGAAUGAAGUCCGCCUUUAUAGCUAGUGAAACCUGCUUCUCUGUUGGUUCUUACCAUCGAAAUUGUUUUUCUGCUAUUGCAAGUGGGUUAUAGUUAAAGCAUAGUGUAAACUGCAGAUUGCUUUGGAUGACUGAAAAUUAAAACAUCAAAUUAGAACGAAAAAAGUCUAAAAAUGUAAAAUAUGUAAGGCACAUUAAAAGGCCAUUCAAUUAGUUGGAACGGAUACUAAAUCACACAUUAGGGAGCGUGUUUUGAAUUUCUGAAGCAUGAGGUGAGUUGCCUCUAUUCUGUCUGACGACAUUCAGUAACCUACCGUGUGAUUGGUCAAUCAAUUCAACCGCGGCAACCGUCCAUAUGAAGACAUUUUGGCCAUAAUUAACUUGGUCUAAAUUUUUCUCAUUCGCCUUUGACGACUGGUUAAGAAUCGUCUCUUACUCAACUCUAAAGUCAAGAUGCUGUCUUUUGUUGUGAAAAUUUUGCUUUUCCUGCUAAUUUUUGGACUGAUAGCGUCCAAUGUUGUAGAUGGAAGCCGGUCAAUGCCAAUGAAGACCAAAAAUGGCGAGGAGGAACAAGAGCACAGCAGUAAGAACAGCACUUACAAACACCGCAAUCAAGAUGGCACUGUGACUGGCGAGGAGGACCAUGAGCACAGCAGUAAGAACAGUACUUACAAAAACUCCGACAAAGAUGACACGGAGCUUCGAGCAGUUGUCCCCCAGAUGGUUUUUAAUAAUCCUGACCAGCAAUGCUACACUCAAUUCUUUGUAGGUGGAGCUCCACCAACAGGUCUGCGAACUGGCCAAAACUUACAGAGUAUAAAGUACAUCUGCCAAAUGGUGAAUCAGCAGACUUACUAUGGGACCAUGUUUGACGAGGGUCGCGGUAUUGCUGUGUACUCAGGCUACACAUUGACAGGGGCAAAUGUGAAUUUUGUUCCGAAUCGACCAAGACCACAAUGGAGACCAACAGAAGGUAUCGCGAGGCAAGGAAGCUUUCAAAUAUACCAUAAGCCAUAUGACAGAGGUCAUCUCGUGCCAGGAGCAACUUACUCCGCCACCCUAGACAGAUUUCGUUCCACUUUCGUGUACACCAACGCUGUACCACAACGCCAAACUUUCAACCGUGGUCAGUGGUCCCGGUUUGAGAGGAGAAUACGAGUUUAUGCUCAACAAUGCACGCAGGGACCCCAACCUGGAACUUUGUAUCUGAUAACCGGUACUGCAUUCGGUCACAUUCAGGACAACCCUCUGCACUACAACCCACAAGUACUAGUCAACCAACUGGGUGCAAAUGAAGUUUAUCCUGCUAUAGCUAUUCCCAACUCCAUGUGGACUGCUGGCUGCUGUGUGCAUCCAAACGGUAUUGAGAGCUUUGCA